AUGAAGACGCGAAUUUUUCACCUGCUCACCGUAGCACUUGCGCUGCCGCUCCAGGUCUGGGCUGAAACGCCCCCGAAUUUCCAGCCUUCCACCGACAACCGGCUAGCUGUAGCCUACAACAGCACGACUGUCACGCCAAAUCAACUGUUCCAGCCAGCUGCCAUCGCAAAUGCCCCAACAGUCUCCUACAACCGGACUUUGCAAGGCCCCUACAUGAUUGCCAUGUUCGACCUGUCCAUCACGUACGCCGACUUUGCGGGCCCUACUACCGACCUAGUUCCAGGUCUUGGAACCAACACUACAACAUACCUGCACUGGCUUCGCACGAAUGUGACCCAGACUCCAGGCGCGGUUCUGGGAGGUUCAGCGAACGACACGGCAGCAUAUGUGUCCCCUGCGCCUCCCGCCACAGAUGCGCCGCACACGUACAUCUUGUACCUUUUCCCCCAGCCGACCAACUUCACACUUCCUGCCGUUGAUGCCGGUAGGAACCUGAGCGCUGGAUCUAUGAAUCGUUACAACUUCAGUAUCCAGGCUCUCGCAGACGCGGCAGGUCAGCCAGUCGCGGCAAACUACUUUCGAGCAACGAGCAUGCCGACCAACAGUACUACGAAUGGGACAACCAGCCCUGGGGUCCAGCCGUCUACGGGAAGUGCUGCAAGCUUCAAGAGCUCUGUAUGGUUCACAACUGUUGCUGUUGCAGUGGGGAUUGUAAUGGCAAUGUGA
Messenger RNA from Zasmidium cellare ATCC 36951, 726 nucleotides. RefSeq lists its product as uncharacterized. Gene Ontology annotation, molecular function: peptidase inhibitor activity; phospholipid binding. The coding region runs from base 1 to 726 and encodes 241 amino acids. NCBI's taxonomy places the organism in Eukaryota, Fungi, Ascomycota, Dothideomycetes, Mycosphaerellales, Mycosphaerellaceae. The transcript has 3 exons. The record is from RefSeq and is a predicted model, not a curated record. Gene Ontology annotation, biological process: regulation of Ras protein signal transduction; regulation of proteolysis.